Messenger RNA from Oncorhynchus tshawytscha (Chinook salmon), 998 nucleotides. RefSeq names its product proteasome subunit alpha type-6. Bases 108 to 848 code for a protein of 246 amino acids. Lineage: Eukaryota; Metazoa; Chordata; Actinopteri; Salmoniformes; Salmonidae. Gene Ontology annotation, biological process: ubiquitin-dependent protein catabolic process. Gene Ontology annotation, cellular component: proteasome core complex, alpha-subunit complex; proteasome core complex; cytosol. The record is from RefSeq and is a predicted model, not a curated record. The transcript is spliced from 7 exons.
CUGUUCCCGAGAACUACUUCCGGGGGUCAUUGCCGUGCAUCGUUUUUCCCUGAGCUGUUCUAUUUUCAGUUUCAACUUUUAUACAUAUUUGCUUGUUUACCAACACAAUGUCCCGAGGGUCGAGUGCAGGAUUUGACCGACAUAUUACCAUAUUCUCUCCAGAGGGCAGACUCUACCAAGUCGAAUAUGCAUUCAAGGCUAUCAAUCAAGGUGGCCUUACCUCAUUAGCUAUCCGAGGACAAGACUGUGCAGUUGUCGUCACACAGAAGAAAGUUCCAGACAAGCUUCUUGAUGCCUCCACAGUCACACACCUAUUCAAAAUCACAGAAAACAUUGGCUGUGUCAUGUCCGGAAUGACGGCUGACAGCAAGUCUCAAGUCCAGAGAGCUCGCUACGAAGCAGCCAACUGGAAGUACAAGUAUGGCUAUGAGAUCCCAGUGGACAUGCUGUGUAAGAGGAUGGCUGACAUCUCUCAGGUGUACACACAGAAUGCUGAGAUGAGACCUCUGGGUUGCUGCAUGAUAGUGAUUGGUGUGGACGAGGAGUGUGGUCCCCAGGUGUAUAAGUGUGACCCUGCAGGAUACUACUGUGGCUUCAAGGCCACUGCUGCUGGGGUCAAACAGACAGAGGCCACCACCUUCCUGGAGAAAAAGGUCAAGAAGAAACUGGACUGGACCUUUGCGCAAACAAUCGAGACUGCGAUAACUUGUUUGUCUACGGUACUGUCCAUUGACUUCAAGCCCUCCGAGCUAGAGAUCGGUGUCAUUACAACGGAAGACCCUAAAUUCAGGAUCCUGACAGAGACCGAGAUCGAUGUCCACCUUGUGUCCCUGUCAGAGCGAGAUUGAGUGUUUCCAUGUGUUCCAGUCUAGAGGGGAGACUACCCUAGAAAUAUGACAGAGAACACUACCACUGAUCUUCAGAACGAAAGCCCUGACUUCUUUUUUGCUGUACAUUUACGCUGUUCAAUUAAAGAGAAUGUUUUCGAGAAACUCAAA